CAAAUGCAUUUUAUGGUCGCAAAAGAAGUAUAUAUACAUAUAUGUUCACGCACGUCGCUAAUGAUGCAUAAUCGCGCGUAAGAAACCAUAGAUUGGUGUUGGGGCUUUUCACUAAAGGACUCCAAAAAACCAAGAUGUAAAGUGGGGAGAAAUAUAUAUAUGGAAAACAAAGGAUUGAAUAAGGACGUUUACGGUGCAGGGGAGAGAUACUCCAGUGCCGGCGCUGCUGGAGGUGAGAAAGUUGGCUUCCCAGCGCCGAAAUCCAGUGACAACAGUGCUGCAGUAUUGGACAUCUUAGGUGCUGUAGCAUUCAAUGCCACAAGAAGGAUGGACAAUAAAGGCAUCCAGUUUCUUACGGUUCUCCAGGUCCGUUUGGAAAGACUUGGAAGUAAAAGAGAAAGUGCUUCAAGCGUUUUGAGUGUCAGCAGCGGAAGAAGUUUGAUUCACUCUGUCCUAGACAACGAGACCAUCAACGAGGAACGCGAUAUAUGAGUCAGUUUGAGGAUGGAAGAAUCUGAGUUCCUUCUGAGGAUUGAAGAGGAGAUCCUCAAGAUGGUAAAAUCUUGCGACAUCUAGAAGAACGUUAAUCAAACG
Molecule: messenger RNA, 594 nt
Organism: Leptopilina boulardi
Lineage: Eukaryota; Metazoa; Arthropoda; Insecta; Hymenoptera; Figitidae
Exons: 2
Coding region: 160-492 (110 amino acids)
Source: RefSeq, a predicted model, not a curated record